AUGGCUCAACGACAAGACUUUCGGAGUACCCAACGUCCUCCCUUGGAUUUAUCGCAUCACUUUUCGCAGACCACCAAGAACCGACAAAGUAGUAAUGUGAAGGGACUGUACAAAUGGUUCCAGAUUCCUGGAAUGCAGAAUGUGGCCGGUGGCCUGCCCCACGAAUCAUAUUUCCCCUACGACACUCUCGAAGCUGCAGCCGCACACCCAUCUCGAUUCGACGAACCAAAAUCCUCAAAAGGAAAAAGCAGUAAGCCGGCAGAAUGGCAUGUGACCGUUCCCAAGACCCAGGAUACAACCGACAUCCUCAAAAAGAUUGACUUGGCCACGGCCCUUCAAUAUGGUACCGCUGAAGGUUAUCCACCCUUGGCUGCAUUUAUUCGCAAAUUUACUCGCGAUCAUCUUCAUCCGAACGUACCGUAUGCCGAAGGACCCGAAAUUAUAAUGACAUGCGGCUCGACGGAUGGACUUGCCAAGGCCGUUGAGGCUUUCACUAAUCCUUGGAAUAAGACCAAGGAUUGGAUCAGAGAUAAGGAAGGUGUCCUCUUUGAGGAGUUUGCUUAUAUGAAUGCUGUGCAGACAGUUGAACCUCGUGGUCUGAACGUCGUUACAGUUGGCGUGGACGCCGAUGGAAUGAAAGCAUCCGGACCAGGAGGAUUGGCAGAUGUGCUUGACAAUUGGGACUUUAGUCAGGGAAAACGCCCUCAUUUGAUGUAUACCGUGACCCUCGGCCAAAAUCCCACUGGCAGCACGACCUCCAUUGAGCGUCGCAAGGAAAUCUACUCCUUGUGUCAGAAAUACGACAUAAUCAUAAUCGAAGAUGAACCAUACUGGAACCUCCAAUUCCCAUCUUCGCGAGAACAUGCAGCCAAAUAUCGCGGAGAAGCUGCCGUACGGGCUGAUCUGUUCAACCGCAACUACAACGCACAUGGUCGAUCUUCCGGUUAUGAGUUCUUAGACAGUCUCGUGCCGUCAUUUUUGUCGAUUGAUGUUGAUGGCCGUGUCGUCCGUCUAGAUACUUUCUCCAAGACCAUUGCCCCCGGUUGUCGUCUCGGCUGGCUCACUGCGCAACCAGCUAUUGUUGAGCGUAUUGCGCGCAUCACCGAGGUCUCAACUCAGCAAGCUUCAGGCUUCGUCCAGGUCAUGGUUGCACAGUUGCUUCUACAACAGCAAGGUUCACCUGCCACAACACGUAAAGCAGCUGAUAAAGACGGCCUUGGCUGGACAUUAGACGGAUGGGUCCAAUGGCUCGCCGGACUCCGAGACGCCUACGAGCGCCGCGUGCACGACAUGUGCAGCGUUCUCGAAGAAGGCCGAACCGUCGCCAUCGACAAACCCGCCGCCCACAGACGCUCCAGCGGCCUCGACAGCUGGUCCGUCAUCAACAAAGUGCCCAUGUACGAAUUCGACUGGCCGCUAGCCGGUAUGUUCCUCUGGGUCAAGAUCCGCUACGACACCCACCCUCUACUCGAAAUCUACGGCGCUGAAAAAGUGUGCACGGCUCUAUGGUUCUUCCUGCUCAAGAAACCAUUUUUGAUCCUUUCUGCCCCCGGCACAAUGUUUGCCUCUACGGAGGCCAUGCGUGGUCGCGCUUUCCAGUAUAUUCGUCUCUGCUUUGCGCCCAUGGUUGAGGAGGCGGUUACGGAUAUUUCGCAGCAUUUUGUUGCGGGAUGCAGAGCCUUUUGGCAAUUAGAGAAUUUCGAUGAUAUUCCGGGUUUAGACGAUCCUGUUAUGCCCGAGAUGAUGGGUAUGCACAUGUGUUAA
Talaromyces marneffei is the source of this 1764-nucleotide messenger RNA. RefSeq lists its product as uncharacterized. The transcript is spliced from 3 exons. Gene Ontology annotation, biological process: biosynthetic process. NCBI's taxonomy places the organism in Eukaryota, Fungi, Ascomycota, Eurotiomycetes, Eurotiales, Trichocomaceae. The record is from RefSeq and is a predicted model, not a curated record. Bases 1 to 1764 code for a protein of 587 amino acids. Gene Ontology annotation, molecular function: pyridoxal phosphate binding; transaminase activity.